Malassezia vespertilionis is the source of this 246-nucleotide messenger RNA. RefSeq lists its product as uncharacterized. The coding region runs from base 1 to 246 and encodes 81 amino acids. Lineage: Eukaryota; Fungi; Basidiomycota; Malasseziomycetes; Malasseziales; Malasseziaceae. The record is from RefSeq and is a predicted model, not a curated record. The transcript is spliced from 2 exons.
AUGAGUCUUCUGCUGGAGCUGGAGCUGGUACGCGUGCUGGAGCUGCUUGUCCUCGUCGACGAUCGUAAAAGCGUCGAAGACUGUGAGCUUAGUCCAGCAAAAGCAGAUGAAGAGGUACUUAUGCUAGUAGAUGUGCUCGUGCUACUAGUGCUCGAAUCGCUCGUUUCCGUUUCCGUGUCCGUGUCCGUGAGUGAUGUCCCUGUAGACAACAGUGCAUUGGUUGUGAUGGUGCUCAGUGUCCUGUAA